CCCUGACAGAAAAGAUCAGUGAGUCGGCAAACUUGACAAAUCAAGAUUUGUAAUUAGCGGUUCUUACAGCACACAAUUCAAAGAGCAGAACUCCCAGCGACCAGACAUCUGUUUUAGGUCCCGAAGGUCGCGGUGCUUCAUCGUGGGAAGGAUCACUUGGGUGAAAGGAGCCCUGAGCAAUCACCUCUGGAGCAAGGUUUGUUGUUCGUUCCUUGAUCAAGAUGUCAAGUCCCAACCCUUUGGCAAUGCUGGAGCAGAGAACAGCUGAGGCUGACAUGCUCAUUGAGUACCUCAAAGAACAUGUUGAGCUGCUCAAGGAAAAUGCCACCAUCCAGGCCAACCUCAGAAAGGAGAAGAAACUGCUGGCGGAGAAUGCUAAACUGCAGCAGGACAUUGAUGAACUGAAAAAACAACUGCUGGAGAAAGAAAGGAAGAGGGGAGUGCUGAAUGUAUCCAUGCCAUCAGUCGAAGGCGGCUUUGAGUGCUCAUCCAGUUCCGCUCCUCCCAAGCCUGCUGCUCCAGCACCCUCUGCCACUUCUGCUGCCGCCGCUGUCCAGAGUUCUCCCCAGAGUGGCGACAACAAAAUGAAGCCGGAGAAAAAAGAGAAAAAGCCGCAGCCAACUGCAGGUCAGGAGGGCGUAAAGGUCGAUGUGUCUCGCCUGGACUUGCGGGUUGGACGCAUUGUGAUGGCAGAGAAACACCCGGAUGCAGACAGUCUCUAUGUGGAGCAGGUGGAUGUUGGCGAGCCUUCACCCAGGACCGUGGUCAGCGGGCUGGUCAAGCACGUACCUCUGGAGCAGAUGCAGAACCGCAUGGCAGUUCUGCUGUGUAAUCUGAAGCCUGCGAAAAUGAGAGGAGUGACAUCCCAGGCCAUGGUCAUGUGUGCCAGCUCUCCAGACAAGGUGGAAAUCCUUGACCCACCAGACGGUGCCAUACCAGGAGACAAAAUCACUUUCCAGGGCUUCCCAGGUGAACCCGAUAAGGAGCUGAACCCUAAGAAGAAGGUGUGGGAGCAGAUUCAGCCGGACCUCCGCACGGAUGGCGAGUGCGUGGCGACCUACAAGGGGUCUGUAUUUGAAGUGGCGGGCAAGGGUGUGUGCAGAGCGCAAACCCUGAGCAACAGCGGAAUCAAAUAAAGAAGAGAGAAAGUCAUUCUGGUGGUGACAAAUGGAAGUAUAUAACUUUCAAUAAAGUGUUUGCAUCUUCAAUAAAGUGCAUCUUCCUAAUUUGAGGCCUAAUACUCAUUUCCUCCUCAUGCUGUAGAUCAGGGGUGCCCCUUAUGUUGGCUGCGAGCUACCGGUCGAUUGCAUAAACGUCAUUGUAGAUGUCAUGACAUCAGUCAGCUGAUAUUAAUCUCCCCUCCUGAUUCGCUAUUGGCAAAGAUGUAAGUGGUGAAGACAUCGCAAGCUAACAUUCAUCUUUAUUAUUCUGAUUACGGAUAAACUCAGCGGUAAGAUGUCUAUAUAACAAAAGGUGUUGUGCGUCGUGAACUCCACCAUAGAAACACGUUUACUGCGCUUCUGUUUGUUAAAGGAUUUAAUGAUUAAUUGGAAAAUGUACCCUUUGCUGAAACCUUUUUAAUAUGUUGCCUUGACUUCGGCUGCAUUGUCUUUUGCAUAAUCAUUUUAAUUUGUUUAUCGGUAACACGGUGUAAGAAGGAGAGGUUCCACAGGUCCUUCAUACCGACCGCUGUCAGGCUCUACAACACCUGCACCACCUGAACCAUGUUGUAGACACUAUGCUUUCUUUACACUGUUCUCUUUACUUGUCUUGCUGCUGUAACAAGUAAAUUUCCCCGCUGUGGGAUAAAUAAAGUACAUACAUACAUACAUAAUGUUUGAUAACAAAGGCUAAUCCAUGAACUGUGUGUC
Messenger RNA from Dunckerocampus dactyliophorus (ringed pipefish), 1871 nucleotides. Its product is annotated as aminoacyl tRNA synthase complex-interacting multifunctional protein 1-like. The record is from RefSeq and is a predicted model, not a curated record. Gene Ontology annotation, molecular function: tRNA binding. The transcript has 7 exons. NCBI's taxonomy places the organism in Eukaryota, Metazoa, Chordata, Actinopteri, Syngnathiformes, Syngnathidae. Bases 222 to 1136 code for a protein of 304 amino acids.